Molecule: messenger RNA, 1401 nt
Organism: Beauveria bassiana ARSEF 2860
Lineage: Eukaryota; Fungi; Ascomycota; Sordariomycetes; Hypocreales; Cordycipitaceae
Exons: 1
Coding region: 1-1401 (466 amino acids)
Source: RefSeq, a predicted model, not a curated record
AUGGCGCAGUCUGCCGACACCUCCUUCGCAUAUAUGGGUGGUUGCGGCUCCAACACCAUGCCACCUCGUCGCUGGCCAAUUCAGAUCAACGAAGAUGCCGCGUGGCAUGCCGUCAUGGGACGCGGAGAUGCCUCGGGGCCAUCUGAUGCCGAGGCCAACGCUUCGUCCGUCUUGAGCGGAAACGGUACCGAGGACGAGAGCGCCGACGCCAUCACUGAUAGCGGCUCCUCCUACCAAGAGAGCGUCUUCAGCGGCCACGGCGAGCGUGGAGGCGGCUACGCAUCCAGUAUCAUGCAACCCGAUUUUGGCAGUGUCGGUCAAGACCCCAACGCUACGUGGUUGGAUGUUAUGGAAGACUCUACGGCAAGAUAUUAUGCCCGGAGCAUCGCCUUCUCCGACUUCACCGGAGACGGUCAGGAGGAUGCGCGGCGCCCGCGUUUCCAACCCUCGCUAGACGACGAAAGUGUCACCGACAGCUACGUCCAUCAAGAGAGCAUAUCCAGCGGUCGCGGCGGGCGCGGCGGCGGCCAUGGGUCCAUCUUCAGCAGCGUGCAUGACGGCAGGACCAGAGCCUCGCGGACCACGGCCUUCUCGGCCGCCCAGCGUGCCAUGGACAAUGCCUUGGCUGACCCGGCCAUGGAGAUUGACGACGACCACGCGACCUUGGUACCCCCCGUCGUGAUUGCGGAAACCGGGGCCGGGGCGGACAUCGUCGACCCGGACCACUGGAACCAAAUCGGCGUAAUGCCCACGCCCACAGGCAUUCACGCGUCGUCGGCGUCGGCCAUGGCAUCCUGGACAGGUCCAGCGUCGGUGCGAUUUGCCGCCUCCUCCUCCGUCCCCUCCACCGACGCCACCGAGAUCGUAGCCCACCUGCCGUGCGAGUUCCGGCGGUACAAGGCCUGCAUGGACACAUUUCCACUGCACAGGUCCGGCGCUGGCAUCGACAAUUGGACCGACCACAUGGUGCGUACCCGCACCCACCUGUACCACCGGCUCCCCCCCUCGUCAGGGUGCUGGUUCUGCAGCGAGACCUUUUCCGUCGACGAGCAGCACCGUGCCGAUCGCGCCGUCCUCACCGAGGUGUACAAGAAGCGCAUGCGGCACAUUGCGCGGCACUACCUCAAUGGAGACGUACGCAACUCGACGGUGGCGGCGGCGGCGACCCCUCCGCGAGACGCCGGUUUCGAGGAGCACUUGAAAAACAAUGGCAUCUGGAAACCCGCACCGGGCGACGGCGGCGAGGCACAACAAGGCGCAGCAAGAGUCCCAACGAGCAACGACCUGCGCGACCCCAUCCGAGACUACACUGUGGGAAUAAGGACUCCUCGAAGUGCGCGUAGUGACGCGCAAUACGUCACGGCCGGACGUAGAGGUAGAGAAAGAGCACAUCACCAGUAA